UAUGAUUGCAAUAUCUUAGCGAAAGAGGUAACAAAAUAUUGGUUCUGGAAAUAAAGUGAUUCCACAAAAUAACAACCAGCCGUUCGAGUCCAAAAUAUUCCAUCGUCAAAUAUUUCAAACACAUAUAAUAGUCGCAACCAUCCUCGUCUCGGUUCGGAACGUACAUGGGCCGAUCGAUUGGAUGAGUUUUGACCUUGCGCCCAAGCUAUAGUUUCCUCAACCGUUCUAAAUGUUUCAAAUUGAUUAAUCCGAUUCACUUCAGGAUUGGGUUACGUUGUCCCAAAAUGAGCCGGAAUGUCGAUCCUUCUCUAUAAAUGCUGUACACAGCUAGCGAGCUAGCUAUCAACACGAAGAACCAAAAAGUUCCCAAGGGAGAGAUCGAGAUCACCAAAACAGUUCCUUGUGACAGAAGAAACAGAUGGAGAUUAUAAAGCGGCAGGUUGAGGCGAAGUAUCAAGAGCUUCGUGUGAAGUUUCUCGAGGUAUUUAACGGGGAAUUCACUCAGAAGUAUGAUCUGAUCGCCCUGAAACGUCUUUUCCUCGAGCAUGAUGCGAAACAGCUACUGGGCGUGGACGAGGCCGACCCUAGGGUUCAUGAGUUGGUCAUCAGGCAGCAGCAGCUUGCUCAGGAGCUUGCGGAUCUCGAUGGUGCCAUCAUUGCCAGGUUUGCCCCCGUGAAAGAUGUCAUCUUUCGCGAAAUCGAUGCAAUUCUGAACCAAGCAGCAGCAGCAGCAGCUGAUGAUGCUAAGGUUGCCCAUUCAGAAGUGCUUCAAGCUGAACUCAUGGAGCUGCGGAAACAGGUGGAUGCGAUUCGGAACGAAGCAGCUGCUGCUUCGAUUAGCAACGAUCUUAGCCGCCUAACUAUCUGACAUUAUGCGCUUUUCUCGUCAUGUCUUACUGCUAUUUGAUGAUGUUUGAUGAGCAUGUAUCUAGAAGUUAAGUAACAAUUUUUGUACAAAGUACUGAUCUUUGAGGGUCUGCUCACUGCUGGGUUGGGUGAUUGAUUGAUUGAUUAUGAUAUUGCUGCUUUGGUUGAGACUCCAUGUAAUCUUCACCAGCUAAUUAACGUAGAUAGAUAGUUAAACUUUACAUAACGAUUGAGAUCCUACAUAAUCCUUGGAUUCUGAAGUACAUGGAUUUCGUAUCGGAACGAGACAACAAGACGAUGUUUUUAUUGUACAAAACCAUGCAUUCAGAGUCACAUGGGACAAUUGCCCUGACCCUUGUUCUUGAUGUCAUACCAAAACCAGAACCCACGAUCUGUCUACUCUACUGUGAUGAGAGUCUAACUGAAUUAGGACAAACAAAAAUGGUUCUCUUGAACUCAAACAUAAACUAAAAGGGAUGAAUUGGCCAUAUAGUUUCUAUCCUGAAGUGGGAGGGAGGGAGAAGAAAUAACUAUACAGUUGGCUC
This is a messenger RNA of Linum trigynum, 1412 nucleotides long. Lineage: Eukaryota; Viridiplantae; Streptophyta; Magnoliopsida; Malpighiales; Linaceae. The record is from the annotation of a GenBank genome assembly.